This is a messenger RNA of Stereum hirsutum FP-91666 SS1, 1089 nucleotides long. RefSeq names its product GroES-like protein. The transcript is spliced from 4 exons. The coding region runs from base 1 to 1089 and encodes 362 amino acids. NCBI's taxonomy places the organism in Eukaryota, Fungi, Basidiomycota, Agaricomycetes, Russulales, Stereaceae. Gene Ontology annotation, molecular function: oxidoreductase activity, acting on NAD(P)H. The record is from RefSeq and is a predicted model, not a curated record.
AUGACUUCCUCGGUUCACAAGGCGCUCUUGGUUCUAGAGAAGGGUGGACCACCCACGGUCGGUACACGCCCAACUCCUAAGCCGAGCAAAGAUCAGAUUCUGGUCAAGGUCUCCGCGACUGCUUUGAAUCCCGUCGACGCAUACAUGGCUCUCACAGGACUUUUCAUUCAAUCUUACCCUGCCAUGUUCGGGUGCGAUGCAGCGGGCAUCGUAGAGGAGGUUGGCGAGGAUGUCAAGGCGUUUGCCAAAGGAGACAGAGUUUUGUUCGCGGGCGACUUCAAGCCAGAUAUGCAUACUUUCCAGGAAUAUGCACUCGCCCAUGCAUCAACGUCCUGCAAGAUACCUGCAAAUAUGACAUUUGAGGAAGCUUCGACGAUCCCCCUCGUCCUCGGCACCGCAGCCGUAGGAAUGUACGGGGUGCUGAAGACGCCACAUGGAGGGGCGGGUCUCGUAGCGCCUUGGGUAGAGGGUGGUAGGAACAAAUAUCAUAACGAGCCUGCGAUUGUUAUAGGAGGCGCAAGCGGCGUUGGUCAGUGUGCAAUUCAGCUGGCGAAAAUGUCAGGAUUCAACCCAAUCAUCACCAGCGCCUCCUCCCACAACACAGCGUACUGCGAAACGGCGGGUGCGACUCACGUCAUCGACUACCAGAAGACUCCUUACGGGCCAGCCUUCGUCGAGGCUGUCUCUGCCAUCACGACCGCUCCGAUCAAGUUCAUCUACGAUGCCAUAAGCGCUGAGGCCUCACAAACCACUUGCUGGUCCAUUCUCGCCCCGGGUGGGAAGUUGGUCGUCGCAAGCCCUAUUACCUCCAAAAAUAUAGGAGAACCCGGUGUCGAGGACAAAGACGGAAGGAGGGUCAUCACCGUUUUUGGAAGUGUGCACAGUGAUGAAGUGGGAGGAGAUGUGCAGCUUGGGAAGAGCUUGUACACCGCGCUGGAGACGAUGUUGAGAGACGGUGACAUCAAGCCGAGUAAGGUCGAGGUGCUUCCAGGAGGGUUGAGCGGCCUCCCGGAAGGAUUUGCGAGGUUGAUGGCUAAGAAGAUCAGUGGGGCUAAAAUGGUCGUGAGGGUUGCGGACACACCGAAGUGA